Molecule: messenger RNA, 1035 nt
Organism: Elaeis guineensis (African oil palm)
Lineage: Eukaryota; Viridiplantae; Streptophyta; Magnoliopsida; Arecales; Arecaceae
Source: RefSeq, a predicted model, not a curated record
AUGAAGCAAAAGCAGAGCAUUCCUCUUUCCACAUUUCAAACCCACCCCUCUCCCCAAUCCUCCCCGGUGCUCAACUCCUCACCAACCGAGACGGAGACCGACGACGAGGCCGCCGGACGGAAUGACCGGCGGCGAAGGCAGCACCAGAGCCCGACUUCGAGCACCACCGACACGCCAACCACCUCCUCCAGCGCCACCAUCAACCUCAGCCGCGAGUACACCCUCGCGAUGCAAACCAACUCCUACAACGAAAUCUGGGCCAAAAUCCACCCACUCGACGGGCCGGAAACCGCGGAGUCGUCCCCGGCCCGAUUGGUCGGGCGGGUCCUCCAGCCGGACCGCGCCUCGAUCCGGGAGGCCCUCGGCGCCGCCCCGCCCACCCACCUCACCCGCCUCGUCUCCCACUACUUCGACAGCAGCGAGACCACCUCCGCUCUCUGCCUCUCCCUCCACCGCGCCGUCGAUCGUGCCCGCAAAGUCUACGCCCCCAUCACCAACCUCUUUGAUCUCCUCCCUUCCACCUCCACCUCCCUCUCUCACCCCGGCCCCCUCACCCCGGCCCAGUGCGACCUGGCCUUCGACACCUUCCUCGAAUUCGACAGCCUCGACAACCCCUUCCCCGCCCCCUCCGCUGGCUUCCACGGCAUGCGCCGAUGCUUCUCCGAGCUCCGGCAGCAGCUCGAGCGGCGGGCGAGGGAGAACAUGGCGCAGCUGGACGCGGCGGCGAGGGGGACCUACGUGCUCAACAAUGAUUUGGAUACGAUCGAGAGGCUGGUGGCGCGGCUCCACGAGACGGUGGAGAGCGAUAAGAAGCUGGUGCGGUUGGGGCUGGAGAGGGGGCGGGGGCAGCGCCACCCCAUCGAGGAGGUAGUGCGGCAGCUCCGCAAGAACCACCCGACCUUCCUCCACCAGCUCCGGGACCUCGACGAGCACAUCUGCCUCUUCUUCGCCGCCGUCAACCGUGCACGGUCCCUGCUCCUCCAGCAGAUCCACCAGCAUCAGCAUAAAUCUACCAGCGUAGCUACCGACUCAUGA